Bicyclus anynana (squinting bush brown) is the source of this 845-nucleotide messenger RNA. Its product is annotated as peptide deformylase, mitochondrial. Gene Ontology annotation, cellular component: mitochondrion. Gene Ontology annotation, molecular function: peptide deformylase activity. The record is from RefSeq and is a predicted model, not a curated record. The transcript is spliced from 3 exons. NCBI's taxonomy places the organism in Eukaryota, Metazoa, Arthropoda, Insecta, Lepidoptera, Nymphalidae. Bases 141 to 791 code for a protein of 216 amino acids. Gene Ontology annotation, biological process: N-terminal protein amino acid modification; peptidyl-methionine modification.
GUCAAUGUCAACUCAACAUAUGUUUUUGACGUUAAUUUUUAGGUUAUAUUUUACAUAAACAAAGCAAUGCGAUUUAGAAUUUUAGAUUAGAAAGUAAUUAUUAUCUAGUUAUCCACAACUGAUGAGUAAAAUAGGAUAGGAUGGGUGUAAUUCGAAAAGUGUUAAAUUGGUACGCUAGGCUUGCGCCUAGUCAUGGUCCAUCGCCACCACCUUACAAACAUGUUAUACAAAUUGGAGAUCCAACAUUACGUAAAGUUUCUAAGCCGGUGUCUUUAGAAACACUCAAAACCAAAGAAAUUCAAAGUGUAAUUGAAAAGCUCAAGUAUGUCAUGGAUAGACACGGUAGUGUUGGAAUGGCGGCACCGCAAGUUGGCAUCAAUUUAAGAAUAUUUGUGAUGAGGGUUACAGACAAACAAAUUUCAGAAAUGUCGCCAGAUGUUGUUAAACUGAGGAAUAUAACUGCCAUUCCGUAUACUGUGUAUGUUAACCCACAAGUGAAGGUGGUGGAUUACCAAAAAGUCAUCCACACUGAAGGAUGUGAAAGCAUGAAGUUUUUCAAAGCAGAAGUAGCUAGAUAUAAUGCUGUUCAGGUUACAGGACAUAAUCCAGAAGGAGAGUUAAUAUCACAACUGUACAAAGGCUGGGCGGCUCGGAUAGCUCAGCAUGAAAUGGACCAUCUUGAUGGAAAACUGUAUACUGACAUUAUGGAUAGGAAGAGCCUAUGUUGUAUUCUAUGGGAGGAAGUUAAUACUGCUAAAGGGAAAGUGGCUAUGCCAUUUUCACCUGCGUAAAUUUAGUAUUUGUCUUAUUGUAAUCUUAGAAAUAAUAAAUUAUUUAUAGAAUUU